Messenger RNA from Ahaetulla prasina, 4659 nucleotides. RefSeq lists its product as uncharacterized. Bases 319 to 4053 code for a protein of 1244 amino acids. The transcript has a single exon. NCBI's taxonomy places the organism in Eukaryota, Metazoa, Chordata, Lepidosauria, Squamata, Colubridae. The record is from RefSeq and is a predicted model, not a curated record.
AAGCGACGUGGUUCCCAGCCGCAUUUGAGGAAGAGCGGCUUCUCCCUUUCCUGCGUUGAAUGUUUGUUCUAUAUCGGAGGUCUUCAAACUUGGCAGCUUUAAGACUUGUGGACUUCAACUCCCAGAAUUCCUCAUAGACACCGGGGGGGGGGGAGAGAGAGAGGCUAAAAAUCAAGAAGCGUUGACGGAGCUUCUUGCAAUCAGAAGUCUCAUUUAGAGAGUGAAUUCGUGUAUACUGUUUAACCCAGGGAUCUCCAACCUUGGCAACUUUAAGACUUGUGGACUUCAACUCCCAGAAUUCCUCAGCCAGCUUUGCUGAUGAAUACGAACGACAAGUUAGUGGCUGAAAUGCAAACACCUGAGCCAACGCAGAAAAUUGAUCCCAACAUCCUGGAUGCAGCUUUGAAGAUGUGUCUGCUAAAAAACUCAGGGCCAGGAAGAAAUCAACCUUCCUCUCCACCUCAUGAAGGCAAGGUGAGAAAAAGGAAGGCCAUUGCGGAGGAGUUUGGCCCACAUCCCACCUCCAAAACUUUCCGCACUACUCAGGACUCUCAGCGGGAGACCCUAGAGCUGUUUGACUCAGAGCAAAACAAAAAGACAGGCAACCUUGUCUUCAGGCAGACGCCAAAGGCAAUAGGGAACUACCUGCGGGGUUGGCAGAUGGACGUACCUAAAGAUCAUCCCCUCAGCAUCGACCCAAGAGCUUUCUUGCAGGGUGUGCACCCCCAGAUCUGCCAGAAGCUCAUAGAAGAAAUUCAGGCAUGGAGAGGAGUCAAAUUCCAGCUGGUGCUAAAGGUUGAUCUCUGGAAAGACACUUGCUCGGAGGCUAUGCUUCGUCACAAACAGAAAGUUGUCUUGCAGAACAGUGAGAUCGACAUGGCACUAGACGAGGCAUUCACCACUAUUCAGAAGAUGCUUGAGAAUUGGAUCCAGAGAGGCUCCGGCUGGGUGAUUGAAAGAGUACAGACUCUCUGGCUUAAUAUUGCCCGGUAUCAACCCUUCCAGGGUGGCUCCUACAUCUCACAAUCAUCUGUGGUGAGAAACACAAAGGCGGUCAUCAACGUGAAAAACAAAGGUGAUCACAGUCUGAGGUGGGCACUCCGCUCAGCCCUGUUCCCUGCAGAAGACCACGUGGAUAGACCCUCCAAGUACCCCACUCAGGACGGCCUUGAUUUCAAAGGGAUCCAAGCCCCCACACCCAUCUCCCAUAUCCAGAGGGUAGAAAAACAGAACAAUCUAGCCAUCAAUGUCUUUGGCUGGGACAAGGGCGUCAUCAUCCACUGGCUCAGCUGCCAGCCAAGAGACAUACCUAGGAUCAACCUCUUGCUGAUCGAGGAGGCUGGUAAGUUCCACUACGCCUGGGUGAAGAAUCUUGACAGAUUCCUGUCUCAUCAAAGUAAGCAUCGAGAGCGCAAAAAUUUCUGUGAGAGCUGCCUCCACUGCUACACAAGGAAACACCUGCUGGAAGCCCACAAACCUUAUUGCCGUGGGAUUGGGCAGACAGCAGUGAUAGAGGUGAUGCCAAAAGAAGAUAACAAGCUUUUCUUCCGGAACUACCACAAGCAGCUCCCAUUCCCAUAUGUCAUAUAUGCUGGCACUAUGGCCCUCACCAAACCGAUCAAGGGCUCCAAGCCCAACACUACAAAGAGUAACAUUCAGAAAACACAUCAGCAGGAGGCCUGUGGCUAUUCUUAUAUAGUUGUGCGCUAUGAUGGUAAGACAGAGCAACCAGUUAUAAAAAGAGGGCAAAAUGUAGCAAAGGACUUUCUAAACUGUCUCCUAAAAGAAGUUGACAAAAUCAAGUCAGAGCUGGCCAAAUUCCACCCCUUAUUGAUGACCCGAGACGACCAACAGGCCCACAAGACAGCCACUAUCUGCCAUGUUUGUCAGAAGCCACUUUAUGGAAAGAUUGUCCGUGACCAUUGCCACAUCACAGGAAAAUACCGAGGUGCCGCCCACAAUGACUGUAACCUUAAGCUGAGGCAGCACUCCAAAAAUCCAGUCAUUCCAGUUUUCUUCCACAACCUGAGGGACUAUGACUCCCACUUCCUGAUGCAGGCUAUCUCAGAGGUAAAGGAGCAUAAGAUCACCUGCAUUCCAAACAACACAGAGAAAUACAUCUCCUUCUCUGUAGGGCCCCUCCGGUUCAUUGACAGUGCCCAGUUUAUGCUGGCAUCUCUUGACAAACUUGUUUCAGCUAACCAGUCUGAAGGCUUUCAAAUUAUGGCUCGAAUUGAGCCCAGUAGAGAAAGACGAGAACUUCUGCUGCGUAAGGGCGUCUACCCAUACGAGUACAUGGACUCUUGGGAACGGUUCACUGAGUUGCGGCUGCCAGGAAAGGAAGCAUUCUACAGCAAGCUCACAGAGGAACACGUAUUGGAGGCUGACUACAACCAUGCCCAAGAGGUCUGGAGUGCCUUUGGGUGCCAAACACUAGGGGACUACCAUGACCUCUAUUUGCGUACAAACGUAGUCCUCCUAGCAGACGUCUUCGAGACCUUCCGGAAGACUUGCAUGCAGCAAUAUGAUCUAGACCCUGCCCACUAUUAUUCAAUUCCAGGCCUUUCUUGGGAUGCACUGCUAAAAAAGACUGGUGUGGAGCUGGAGCUGCUCACAGAUCAUGACCAGUACCUAUUCAUUGAGAAAGGGAAACGGGGUGGUAUCUCCAUGGUUUCAAAGCGCUACGCAAGAGCCAACAACCCACUGGUAGAGGGCUAUGACUCUUCUAAGCCAACUUUUUACAUCAUGUACCUUGAUGCAAAUAACCUAUACGGAUGGGCCAUGAGCCAGCCUCUUCCUACAGGUGGCUUCAAGUGGGAAAAGGAUUUGCAGAGUUUGGAAAAAAACAUAGCGAACCAUCCAGCAAACAGCCCAGAGGGCUUCAUCCUCGAGGUGGACCUGGAAUACCCUGUAGAGCUCCAUGACGUGCACAACGCCUACCCACUGGCCCCAGAGCGCAUGGUAGUUCAGGAAAACUGGAUGUCAGAGUACCAGCACAACCUCAUUGGCAAAGGCAUGGCAUCUACCCAGGUUGAAAAACUGGUCCCCAACCUCCGCAAGAAGGAACGCUAUGUGCUACAUUACCGCAACCUUCAGCUUUACCUUUCUCUUGGCAUGUGCCUGAAGAAGAUUCACCGGGCCUUGAAAUUCAAGCAGAGCCCUUGGAUGGAGCCCUACAUUAGGAUGAACACAGACCUCCGCAAAAAAGCGAACAGUGACUUUGAGAAAGACCUGUACAAGCUAAUGAACAACAGCGUGUUUGGGAAGACCAUGGAGAACCUCCGCAAGCGAGUCAAUGUCAAACUAGUACGUGCAAACGAGGAAAAGGAACUGCGGAGUCUGAUAGCCAGCCCGGCAUUUGCACAGGCAAACAUAUUUGAUGAUAACUUGAUAGCCAUCCAGGUUCACAAGAGCCGCCUACUCCUCAACCAACCUAUAUGUGUGGGUAUGAGCAUCCUUGACCUCUCAAAAUAUCUCAUGUACGACUUCUACUAUAACGAGAUGAAGGUUCAGUAUAGGGAGCGCUGCCAACUCCUUUACACAGAUACCGAUUCCCUUCUUCUUGAGAUCCAGACAAAGGAUGUAUAUGAGGACAUGAUCACAAAGGCAGACCUCUAUGACACAUCUGACUACCCAAAAGAUCACUUCCUCCACAGCAUAACAAACAAGAAGGUCUUAGGGAAGAUGAAGGAUGAGUGUGCUGGAGUGCCUAUCGCUGAGUAUGUUGGCCUGCGUCCCAAGAUGUAUUCGAUCCUGGAGGCUGGAGGCCCAGGGGCCAAGAAUAUCAAGAAGGCCCAGGGUGUGAAAAAGAACGUUGUGGAAAAGCACAUCCGUCAUGAACACUAUAAAAAAGCCCUCGACAGCAUCAGCACCUUCCACUGUUGUAUAUAUGUGUUGCAGUCUAAGCAUCACCGCAUCUAUGGGCAAUACCUGAACAAGGUGACGCUGUCCCCCUAUGACAACAAGCGCUGGAUUGCAAAAAAUGGGGUGGACACCCUAGCCUAUGGCUACAAGGAUGCCAUAGGCCUGCAGUACCAGGCUAUGAGUGAAUGAUGCUACUUUGUAACAUGUGAUGGCAGCUGGGUAUCAGGUGGCAUCUGGAAGAACUCUUCCUAGACAGUUGGUAUGAAUUUCUCUUUGUGGAAUGUAGAAUAUUAAACCAAAAUCCGUGUAACCUAAAAUAACCUGCUAAAAUAGCAGACUGCUGUUACCUCAUGCCUCCCACCGACCCGUACGCUCUCACAGAGAGGGACUUCUCAGGGUGCCGUCCGCCAAGCAAUGUCGGCUGGUGGCCCCCAGGGGAAGAUCCUUCUCUGUGGGGGCUCCCACCCUCUGGAACGAACUUCCCUCGGGUUUACGCCAAAUACCUGACUUUCGGACCUUCCGCCGCGAACUGAAAACACAUCUAUUUAUUCGCGCGGGGCUGGCUUAAAUUUUAUUGGUUUUAAAUUUCUAUUAUUAAUUUUAAGGGUUUUUUUAGUUUUAUAUAUUUUAAAGUUUUUAGGCCAACUAUAUAAUAAGUUUUUUAAUCUGUAUUUUAAUUGUAUAUUGUACCGCUUGUUUUACCUUGGCUGUACACCGCCCUGAGUCCUUCGGGAGAAGGGCGGUAUAAAAAUCGAAUAAAUAAUAAUAAUAAUAAAUAAUAAUAAUAAAAAUAAA